UACACUCCAAAACUACGAUGAAUACAUUGAACGUUUCAGAGUUGUGUUCCCACAAAGCCUAGCAAAGCUCGUUGAAAGGCUUGCAUAUUGAGGCUCUCGCGGUAGUUCAUCGUUUAUGACUCGCAUAUUCCAUGGAUGCUUGACGUUGACGGAUCUCCAUUUUUCACUCAGUGUUCGGCUCUAAAUGCGGUUUAUUAUCAUGUUCAUUAUGGGGCGUUGGAGUUUCCUGUGAAAGGAUCCGUGGUUUCGUUGCCUUCGAUGCCGCCGCUUGGAUUUGAUGAUCUUCCAUCGUUCAUUUCUGAACCUGGCUCUUAUCCAUCUUUUCUUAACUUGGUCUUGAAUCAAUUUUCAAAUAUUCAUGAGCCAAAAUGGAUCUUGUGUAACACUUUCCUUGAGUUGGAAGAUGAGGUAGUAAACUCUACGGCAAGUAAAUGUCCUACUAAAACAAUUGGACCAACAAUUCCAUCAAUUUACCUAGACGAGAGGUUGCAAAAUGAUAAUGACUAUGGCCUAAGCCUUUUCAAACCAAGGACUGAAACUUGCAAGACAUGGCUAGAUUGAGAUUUGUGUAAAGGAAGUCAUGGAAGGAGAAAGAUGAAAAAAUAUAAGAAAGAAUACGGAGAAGUGGAAAGAA
Messenger RNA from Mangifera indica (mango), 634 nucleotides. Its product is annotated as mogroside IE synthase-like. Bases 136 to 561 code for a protein of 141 amino acids. The record is from RefSeq and is a predicted model, not a curated record. Lineage: Eukaryota; Viridiplantae; Streptophyta; Magnoliopsida; Sapindales; Anacardiaceae. The transcript is spliced from 2 exons.